Messenger RNA from Miscanthus lutarioriparius, 2211 nucleotides. The record is from the annotation of a GenBank genome assembly. Lineage: Eukaryota; Viridiplantae; Streptophyta; Magnoliopsida; Poales; Poaceae.
AUGUCGCGUCGGAAGAACAUGACAAAGGCCACCGGAGCUAGGAGCACGGCGCGGCCGGAACCACAGACAGUGGGCGGCGGUGGUGGCUGUGCGGACUCUGGCCACGAGCCGGCGGUGGAGGCCGCGGGUGGCGGCGAACGCGUGGCUCGGGACACGAGAUUGCUGUGGAACCUCGCAGGAAGCCAUAGGUGGCGGCGGCCGCGCGGGCUUGGAUCUGGAGACGGUACCACAACCCUAACUGCCAAGCUCGUCGCCCGCGUUGUUGCUAUUGGUCAGCAGUACAAGAGGACGUCUCCGCAUCGCCCCUGGAGAUCCCGCCAUCGAGGGCUCACCCUGACUGGACGUGGAGAGGCUUGCCUGGGGGAGAUCCAUGCUUCUAUCCUAAGGAAGCAUUUACAUCGACUGGAGCAUCCUGGUGUUGUUGAACAUGAUGUGGAAUCUGAGAAAGAAGAUGAUAAUAAACUGGAGGAUGAGAUGCAUGAGGACGAAGAUGAUAAGCGAUAUUCGCCUGAGCCUAUACCUCAGCACACAGAAAACCAAUUUGAAGAGGAAGAUGGAUCCUUCUCUCCACAGCUAAUGCAUGGCAAUGAAGAUGAAGAUGCAAUUGAUCCUGAAGAGGACAAAGCUGAGCUAGACCGAAAACGUGAAGCUGUAGUUUUGGAGCAUCAAAGGAAAGUUCAGGAAGCCAUGAAAGCAAAGGCAAGAGUACCUGAUGAGAUGGAGAUGAAGACCAUAAAAACGAUGGGAGCUAUGGAGGAAGGAGAUGCAGUAUUUGGUGCCGGUGCUGAAGUGAACCUUGAUUCACAGGUGUACUGGUGGCACGACAAGUAUCGACCAAGAAAGCCCAAGUACUUCAAUCGGGUGCACACUGGAUAUGAAUGGAAUAAAUACAACCAGACUCAUUAUGACCAUGAUAACCCACGCCUAAAAUUGUUCAAGGCUACAAAUCCCACGGCUGGGCUGCCGCAUGACUCGGCUCUCCCUUCCCCUACCAAUAGCGAGCGUCCCGCGCACCGCGGGGACACGAAUGCCUCCUCGAGCGGGAGCCAUGGCGGCGGCGGUGAGGGCGGCGCUGCUGCCCUCCUCAUCCUCCUCCCCGUCGCGCGCUGCUCCACCUCCCGCGCCGCUUCCUCUCGCUCACGGCGACUCCCUACCCUCUCUACUACGACCUCAUCGUGCACCGCCCUGGCCUCCGACGCCGACAGGAGCCUCGUCUUCUUCGACGACGAGAAGAAGGAAGAUGAGGGAGGGGAGUGGGUGGUCAGUAAGAAGGGCGGCGACAGCAACGACAAAGGGGAGGUGCUGGAGAGGAAGGUGGAAGACUUCUUCAGGUCUCUGAAUAAGGGCCCCGGCCAAGCUGACACCAAGGCCAAGAGACCGGGAGCGGAGCCGCGGCAGGUGAAGCGCGAGGUGCCAAGGGAGGAGGAGCGUCCGCAGCCGUACCUCGUCACCAGGACCACGGAGCUGCCACCCAGGUCGGAUGGCCCGGCCGGGACCGUCGUGCUCAUUGACAAGCCCAAAGGUGAUGCCUUUCCCCUCCCCUUUGGUGCAUUGCAGGUUCUGGGAUUCUCACCCAAAGGAUGGACUUCAUUUACUGUUUGUGGCAAGUUGCGGCGCUUGGUGAAAGUACAAAAGGUUGGACAUGCUGGAACUCUGGACCCCAUGGCAACUGGAUUGUUGAUUGUUUGUGUAGGAAAAGCAACCAAAAUAGUUGAUAGCUACCAAGGAAUGGUUAAAGGCUACAGCAGUGUUUUCCGACUUGGAGAAGCCACAUCAACCUGGGAUGCAGAUUCACCAAUUAUUCAGAGGGAACCAUGGGAACACAUCAAAGAUGAAGAUAUUAGAAAGGCAGCAGCAUCAUUCAAGGGUCAGAUAUGGCAAGUUCCUCCAAUGUUUUCUGCCAUUAAGGUUGGUGGUGAAAAGAUGUAUGACAAAGCAAGAAGGGGUGAAACAGUAGAGCUUUCACCAAGACGUAUAUCAAUAUACCAAUUUGAUAUUGAGCGCAGUUUGGAAGACAGACAGAAUUUGAUAUUUCGAGUUACUUGCUCAAAAGGAACAUAUAUUCAGUCCCUAUGUGCGGACUUGGGUAAAGCUCUUGGAAGCUGUGCUCAUUUAACUGCCUUGCGGAGAGACUCAAUAGGUGAAUACUCGGUCAAUGAUGCUUGUAACUUUGAUGAGCUUGAGCAACAAAUCACCAAGGGAUAUUUAUGA